Effrenium voratum is the source of this 525-nucleotide messenger RNA. The record is from the annotation of a GenBank genome assembly. NCBI's taxonomy places the organism in Eukaryota, Dinophyceae, Suessiales, Symbiodiniaceae.
AUGAAGAUUCUGCUAGAGGAUUCUGUUCGACUCCGCCUGGAGCCGGAAGACUCCUUCCAGCUCUUUCAGGACUCGCUCCUGAAGCAUGCGGUUGAGCGUCCGCCCAGGAGUGUCGGCAUUUUUUCCUUUGAUGAUGUGAAGUCCAUCGUCGAGUACGCGACGAACUCGUUCUUUCGGCACUACAGGCUCUACAUCUAUGCCUUCAUGACGCAUUGCGACGUUUGCCUGAGGGUAGGUGAGCCGCUAGGAGGAGCGAAGCCUUUGAUGAUUGAAGCCCUGCCAAUGUCUGCAGAGUCUGAGGUUGAUCCUACCUUGCAACCUGAGUUGGCGCAUUUAUUCAGGCCGUCCGAGCAGGAGCAGGCUGAGGCGGAAAUGCGCCGCAUCCAAAAUAGAGAGGAGCCCGAGGACGAGCGUGCCGCACUGAUCAAGCAGCGGGUUGAGGAAGGAGUCAAAAGGCUGAUGGAUCAGUUCGAGGACAAGUUGAAAGAGCAGGACGAGCGCUUCAAUGCCAUGUUGAAUGGAUAG